Aedes albopictus (Asian tiger mosquito) is the source of this 2946-nucleotide messenger RNA. It is a transcript of the gene TBC1D23, whose product is annotated as TBC1 domain family member 23. Gene Ontology annotation, biological process: retrograde transport, endosome to Golgi. The coding region runs from base 311 to 2401 and encodes 696 amino acids. The record is from RefSeq and is a predicted model, not a curated record. Gene Ontology annotation, cellular component: trans-Golgi network. Lineage: Eukaryota; Metazoa; Arthropoda; Insecta; Diptera; Culicidae. The transcript is spliced from 3 exons.
UGCUGUCAGUACUCAAAUCAACGAAAACGUUAGCCCACAGCUGUCACCUUUCGACAAAAAAAAAAUCCUCGAAGAGCUGGCACAAAAAUACGCAAGCAAAAGCAGAACGGAGCAGUAAAAGUAAAUAAAGGCACCUCUGAAAAGGUUUUUCCGAAGAUCUGUGUUUGUGGGAAAGGAGAAAAUGCUCCUCGCCGAUUUCGCCCUGCUAUUGUAAUCCGUGGUGGUGUUUGGCAACAUCUGCGAAGGGGAAACGAUUUAGGAAUUUGCUACGCUGGAAUUUUCUCCGAAGAAGGUUUAACGAGGGUGGAGGAUGGAUGACAAUUUAUGGUUGAUUGAACUGGAGUCAGCCCUGCUGGAUGACUGCACGGUGGAUGAUGUGUACGCUAUAUGCGAAGGGAAGGCCAUUCCGGAUGCGCUGCGCCCGGAUGUUUGGCAGGUGUGUUUGGAUGUGAGGAACAAGAUGGACCAGCUGAUGCAGUUCAACGAGAUAUUCGAUUUGCCGUUCCAGUCGAAGUUGCGGCAGGAUUGUCACGGCUUUGUCGAGAAGCUGGGUAACGAGGAGGAAGAUCGGGUGGCUGUGGUGGCGGACCUGGAAUCGAUUCUGACGUUCUACUGUAAAAAUAGGAGUCUGGUAUACGAAUCGAAUAAUGGGUGGAUAGAGCUGCUGCUGCCGUUGCUGUCGCUGAAGUUGUUGCGGUCCGAUACUUACAAUCUGUUCGAAUCACUUCGGGAUACGUACAUUCCCAAGGGAUGUGUCAAGAACGGGAAUGUAUUCCACAUAUUCCGGCUGCUACUCCAGUAUCAUGAUCCGGAGUUGUGCUCAAUAUUGGACACAAAACGAAUUACCCCAGAUGCUUAUGCAAUGAACUGGUUUCAGACCCUGUUCGCAUCGACGUGCACACUGCAGGUUGUUCUGGCCAUGUGGGAUCUGUACUUCCAGCAGUCGGAUCCGUUCCUAGUAUUCUUCCUUAGUUUAAUCGUGCUGAUCAACGGCCGAGAUCAAAUCAUCACAAUGAAGAGCGCCUCCAAAGAAGAACUCUUGAACCUUCUAGUCAAUAUGCCGUGCAACAUCGAGGCGGACGAUGUAAUGGACUUUUGCUCAUUGGCCCAGUACUACUCGAUGAAGACCCCAUCGUCGUUCAAACGGGACCUGUUAAAAGUCCUGUUCGGAGCUCAAAGCAAUGCUGUGGAGGCGAACGUGGUUUCCCAAGCUCUUUGCCUACCCGUUUCAGUACACGAGCUGGUAGAGAACGCUUCUAGUGAAAACACCAACCCGGAAGCGGUUAGAUUUUUCCUGGUGGAUUGCCGUCCUGCCGAGCAGUACAACUCCGGCCACCUUUCGACGGCAUUCCAUUUGGACAGUAAUUUGAUGCUCCAGGAGCCGGUGGCUUUCCAAACCGCUGUCCAAGGCCUAUUAAGAGCGCAGAAGAAUGCCAUCGAAGCCAAUUCCAACGCUGGAGGGGAGCAUCUCUGCUUCCUCGGAUCUGGGAGACUCGAAGAAGAUCAGUACACCCACAUGGUCGUUGCAUCAUUUCUUCAAAAGAACACUAAAUAUGUUUCCCUGCUGACGGGUGGCUACGAAGCUAUUCACGAGUACUUCGGGGACAACAUGGUCGAUUGCCUGGAAGACCAUGAUCCUUUGAAGUGUCUCGUUUGCAAUAAGGAGCAGCUCCCGUAUGGUAAAAGCGUGAAUAAUAAUACCAUCACUAACACCGGUAGUUUGAAGAAACCGGAAAAUCGCCGCAACAAUAAUCCCCCGGACGGUCCCGAGCGCAAACCGACCGUCGACCUGUUCAGCAAGCUUUCCUCAGUCAUGAAGUCCAAGUCAGCUGAAGUGAAAGGCAAGCUGAUCGACUAUAUCUCCAACCCAAACCAAAACGGUCCCGUUCCUGAGAAGCAUGUUUCUCGGAACGAACGCAACGGGAAACGCUACCGCAACGUCCCCCCGGUCUUCAGCAUUGGUGAAGAUCAAGACGACGAGGACCUCACAGCAUCCAACGAUCUUCCCCCCGGUCCUCAACCCGCACCGAAUCCUCAAUCCCCAGACGACGUUGUCUCGAUCCAAUCCUCCCUUAAACAACCGGACGUAAUCCGUCACUUCAAGUGCCAAGAAGUUCACCUUAACGGGUACAUGUAUGACAGCUAUCUGCUCGUCACCGCUUCCCACAUCAUCGUCCUACGCGAGCUGGACCGGAAGGACAAGGCCCGCAUCAUCGUUCGGCGUCCGUUGCAGUCCAUUGUCAAAAUCACGGCCAAAAAGCGGCACCGGGAUUUGAUUACCUUCAAGUACGGCUACCCGGAGGAGGAGAACCUGGUCAUUACCGAUAUGGACCGAUUCCUGAUUCCGAACGCCAGCGAAGCGACCGAGCUAAUUUCAAAGCACAUUAUCAAACAGACGUAGAAGAAAGCUCCUCGCUAGUAGUUCUUACAGCUAUAAGGUAGUUACCCGCGUCCUGGAGAUUGGUACUGUGGCUUCGAUCCGCAUAGUUGACUGCACACCCUAAAACCUACCUUCAGCCAGUUGAUGCAAAAAUUCAACCGUUAGUGGCACGUUUUAGCAAAAAAAAAUCACAAAAUUUAGAAAAACACAUUUUACGAUGCAAUCUGAUGCUGGAUAAAAACCCCUUUUAACCGUUGUUGUCGUUCCUCUUUUUAUCCUCUGUUAAAGUAUCGAUGCAAUCUAUUUUAGCUACAUAUCGUGCUUGCAAAUGAAUCGUUUUCCUGGUCAGUGUUUUUGAGAAAGUUUUAUUUAUAUUUAUGUACCUAUAGAAUCUUCAGGAAUUAUUUUCACAGUUUCAAUACAGAUGGCAAAAAAGUUCUAUUAUUUUUUUUAUUUUGAAAAACUUAGAUGUGUUAACAGUUAUGACACCGCAGUAAAAUGCUUUGUAAUAAUUCUGUAUAAAAAAUGUAGUGAGACUUAAAUAAAGACCUAAUCAAUAAUAAAAA